Molecule: messenger RNA, 2315 nt
Organism: Coccinella septempunctata (seven-spotted ladybird)
Lineage: Eukaryota; Metazoa; Arthropoda; Insecta; Coleoptera; Coccinellidae
Gene: Nt5c
Product: 5'-nucleotidase domain-containing protein 3
Exons: 9
Coding region: 333-1844 (503 amino acids)
Molecular function (GO): 5'-nucleotidase activity
Source: RefSeq, a predicted model, not a curated record
CAGGUCAUAAGAUUCCAGUUUUUUUUUAUACUUCUUUGAUAUAAAAUAACCUCAUAUAAUAAAAGGAAUAUAAAUUAUCAAAUAAAUUUGAUACGAACUUUUAAUGUGCCAUUAUAUCACAAUAUUGUAUUUAAGUAUAAAUUGGCACUACUUCUAACAUGUUGCACCAGAAAUAGAAUUGAUUUAGCGCAUUUAAUUUUGCAUAAUACAUACUUAAUACUAUUAUGUGAAUAUAACAUUUUUUUAUUUGGUGAAGAUAGUUGUGAGUAGCUGAAUCUCAAUCCAAAACUCUAUUAAUAACUGAGUAAUGUUGUUAUGAUCUAAAUUACAACAUGCUGCUAAGAAGGCAAUUUUCGCAACAAUUUAUUUUUAAUUUUCUCAAUAACCUAUUGCCUGGAGAAAUAGUUCGACGUUAUUCAUCUCGGAAACUGGAGGAAGCCUAUGCAAGAGUGAAAGCAAAAUGUGAAUCAAAAAAGCUCCCAAAAGAUGUUAAUCCAAGUGCCGUCUUUGCCUGCAAUGAACUAGAUUUGAAGGAAGUAAAUGUAUAUGGAUUUGACUAUGACUACACCUUAGCAUGUUAUAAACCUUCCUUAGACUAUCUCUUAUACAAUUUAGGAAGGCAAACUUUAAUAGAACACUACAAGUAUCCCAAAGAAAUAGCACAACUAGAAUACAAGCCAGGUUUUGCAGUCAGAGGACUUCACUAUGAUAUCCAAAAAGGGGUCCUUAUAAAAUUGGAUUCUUUCCUGCAAAUUCAAUUUGGGGCUGUAUAUAGAGGACUUAAGCCUUUAUCGAACGAUGAAGUUCUUAAGCUUUACAAAAAUCGAAUAUUGCCAAUUGCUUAUGUGGAAGGAAAUCGAAAUUCUUCGGAUGGCCAAUCGCAAAUGAUUCAACUCGCUGAUCUAUUUUCUGUGCCAGAAAUGUGUCUGAUAUGCGACGUUACAGAUUAUUUUGAAAGAAAUCAUGUAGAUUAUCAUCCCGAAAUAUUAUUCAGAGAUGUGAAGGCCUCCAUCAAAUUUUCCCAUCCUGUAAUGCAUUCUAUUGUUUCCCAAAAUGUGUCUGAAUACAUUGAAGCCCAUGAUUUGAAACCCCUAUUUGCUAGAUUGAAACAAGCCAAUAAGAAGCUAUUUCUGGUUACCAACAGCCCCUACAAGUUUGUUAAUAAAGGCAUGGAACAUUUGGUCGGUUAUAACUGGAAGGAUUACUUUGAUGUUGUUAUAGUGCAGGCUAGAAAACCAAAAUUCUUCACAGAUAUCUCAAGACCCAUAAGGGUAUAUGAUGAACGAAGCGGUAUGCAUAUAUGGGAUAAAGUUAAUAGGCUGGAAAAAGGUGUUAUAUAUUAUGAAGGAACAGUUAAACAACUUCAAGAACUCACCGGUUGGAGAGGUCAUCAGGUUCUUUACUUUGGCGAUCAUCCUUACAGCGAUUUAGCCGACGUUACUCUGGAACAUGGAUGGAGGACUGGAGCGAUAAUAAACGAAUUAACACAUGAAAUAGCUACAUUGAACAAUCCACAAUUCAAGAGGGAUGCAAAUUGGCUUCAGAUGUUAACACAGUUGAUUGAAGACCACCAGGACUUUGAGGGGCCUGAUGCAGAGGCAACUUUAGCAAAGUGGAUGCAAGAAAGGGAUAAAUUGAGGAACAACAUCAAAUGCGUUUUCAACAAACAAUUUGGCAGUGUAUUUCGGACAUACCAUAAUCCGACAUAUUUUUCACGGAGAUUGUUCCGAUUUGCAGAUAUAUAUACUUCGAACAUACUCAAUUUAAUGAAUUAUUCAGUGAAUCACACUUUUUACCCUAGAAGAGGUGUUAUGCCACAUGAAUACAUUUCCUACUUUGUGUGAAAAAGUAUUGUUUCACUGUCAUAUAUAUUUUUUUGAAGCAGAUGUAACAACUUCAUCAUUUUCGAAUGAAUUUGUUACGUGAAUCUAAUAUUAAUAUUAAAAAUGAGAUUGUUGGAACUGAUGAACUGCCCUCACGUGUAGUUGGAAAAUUGAAAAAUCUCAGGGAUACAUUGAACUAGGCCAAUUUACUUUUUAUAGUGGAAUUUAUUGAUUCACAAUUAUUGAAACGGCGAUUGAAUUGUUUGUGUGCUGUUUUGAUUGACAAAAAUGUGGGAAUCAGGUUUGAUUUCACAAAUAAUUUGGGUAUCUCAGCGAAUUUAUGCAUUUUUUCUAUACAUAUUGAAUCGUGAAGAUAGAUACAUUAAAUACCUGAUUUUCAUUAUAUCACUUCAUUUAAUAUAUUUUAUUAUUAGUGGCUGUAAUUUCCAGACAAGAAGAGACAAUAAUCAUGAAAUAUAUAUUUUGAACUGA